UGUGCUGCAGUGACGGCAGACAGUUCAGGGCUGGAGCCAAAGGCGCGCACACCCACCAGAGCAGGACUGCACUCUCCUUCCCAGAUCCACAGAGACAAACUUCCAGAAGCUUCCAGCUUCCCUCAGCAGACUCAGAGAGGAGAUCCUCACAGCUACGCUGACCCACACCUGAACCUCUGACCCGUAAUCGUCAUGGAAACGCCCAGCCAGAAGCGGCCCCGUGGCGCCGUAUCGCCGGCGCGCAUCACCAGGCUGCAGGAGAAGGAGGAGCUGUGCAACCUUAAUGACCGCCUGGCCAUCUACAUCGACAAGGUUCGCUCCCUGGAGUCGGAGAACGCCUCGCUCCGGAUGCGCAUCACCGAGUCAGAGUCCGAGGUCACCCGCGACCUGUCGGGCAUCAAGUCGGCCUACGAGACGGAGCUGGCUGACGCCCGGAAGACCCUGGACGUGGUGGCCAAGGAGCGGGCGCGGCUGCAGCUGGAGCUGGGAAAGAUCAGGGAGGAGCACAAGGAGCUGAAGGCCAGGAACGCCAAGAAGGAGUCAGACCUGGAAGCCGCCCUGCUGCGGCUGAAGGACCUGGAGGCCAUGCUGAACUCCAAAGAUGCUGCCUACACCACCGCCCUGAGCGAGAAGCGGAACGUGGAGGCCGAGCUGAAGGAGCUGAAGGCCCAGCUGGCCAAGGUGGAAGGUAGCCUGGCCGACACCCGGAAGCAGCUGCAGGAUGAGAUGCUGAGGAGGGUGGAUGCUGAAAACCGUCUCCAGACCCUGAGGGAGGAGCAGGAGUUCCAGAAGAACAUCUACAAUGAGGAGCUGCGUGAGGCCAGACGUCGGCACAGUUCCCAGAUAGUGGAGAUCGACGGCGGGAGGCAGCAGGAGUUUGAAAGCAAACUGGCUGAAGCUCUGUCUGAGCUGAGGGCGCAGCACGAGGACCAGGUUCGCAUCUACAAGGAGGAGCUGGAGAGGACCUACAACUCCAAGCUGGAAAAUGCCCGUCAGUCAGCGGAGAGAAACAGCCACAUGGUCGGCGCCACCCAUGAGGAGCUGCAGCAGACCCGCGUCCGUAUGGAGGGCAUGACCACCCAGCUGACCCAGCUGCAGAAGCAGCUGUCGUCCAGCGAGGCCCGAGUACGGGAGCUGGAAGAGGCUCUGGCCCGGGAGCGAGACAUGAUGCGGCGCCGCCUGGAGGACAAGGAGCGGGAGAUGGCGGCGAUCAGAGCCCGGAUGCAGCAGCAGCUGGACGACUACCAGGAGCUGCUGGACAUCAAGCUGGCUCUGGACAUGGAGAUCAACGCCUACAGGAAGCUGCUGGAGGGCGAGGAGGAGAGGCUCCGUCUGUCCCCCAGUCCCUCGUCCUCCAAGGUGACGGUGACUCGGACCUCCGGAUCAAGCCACACCAGCCGCCUGCUCCCCUCUUUUGGUUCCGCCGUGGCUUCCAGCAGCCGCACCUCAUCCAGCGCCAGCAAGAAGCGGCGCCGGGACGACGACAGUGAGACCUCCAGCAUGGUGGGUGGUACUGUGACAAAGACCCGCAUCAGCCAGCAGGCCUCUGCCAGCGGACGCAUCACAGUUGACGAAGUGGACCUGGACGGGAAGUACAUCCGUCUGAGCAACAAGGCUGAUGAGGACCAGUCUCUGGGCAACUGGGAGCUGAAGAGACAAGUUGGAAGCUCCACUCCCAUCGUCUAUAAGUUUCCCAGCAAGUUCACCCUGAAGGCCGGAGCCUCAGUGACGGUCUGGGCUACCUCUGGUGGGGGAACCCACAACCCCCCCAACCACCUGGUCUGGAAGAGCCAGGCCUCCUGGGGAACCGGAGACCUGCUGCAGACCACCCUGAUCAGCGCCGGAGGAGAGGAAAUGGCUACCAGGAAUGUGACGCGUACCUUGUUCCAGGAUGCCGAGGCAGAGGAUGAUGACAUGGGAGCUCACAGCACUAGCGGCGGCGAGCACGAGUACAACCUGCGCAGCCGCACCGUAGUGUGCGACUCAUGUGGACAACCAUCAGAACGCUCCGGCGGACUGGAAGGCCUUGGGGGACGAACCUCCUUCAUGGGAACCAACGAGCCCAGACAGGGUCGCAUGAAGCCGGAGAACUGCUCCGUCAUGUAAGAAGGAAAAGCUCCUCAGCUGAUCGACCAAAGAUCUUUUUCUACCGUCGGGAUUUUUUUUUUUGCUUUUUUACGAGAUGAUUUUUUUGGAUCUGCUUGGUGCUUCCUGUUUUCCUGCAUGUCUGCUGUUCUAAAGCCUGUUCAGGACUCUGCUCGGUCCAAACGCUCAGCUGGGUUCUGAUCCGAUCGGAGCGAAGCUUUGUUAAUAAUAAUGCUGUUUAACGCCUGUUUACUCGCCGUAUGUUGGGACAGGAUCCUGAUCGCCUCCAAAGGGAGGCGCUUCCCUCAGGGCUCGUAUCUUUAGCUGAUGUUGGAUCAUCUGAUGAUGACUUUAGAGAGAUUCUUCGGUUUACAUGUUCAAUGCUGAACUCUCAGGAUCCAAACAUAUGUGCCGGUUUAUGAGGACAGCAGAACCUCUGAGUGUUUGGACUGGUCUGAAGGUAUUUGAUUCUGCAGAGCAUCCGUCAGUCAGAACAUAGACCUCCUCAGGUCCCACCGGUCCUCAUUCAGAACCGCGGUGGGACCCGUUCUGCUGAUGCCAUCAGAAACCUCCAUUCUGACUGUUGGAUGCUCCAGAAACCGCCUGAUGUCACUGAGUUCUGAACAGGCUGGGUCCUUGCAGGUCUGGUUCUGUUUGUCCCGUCAGUGGGCUCAUAUGGUUCUGCUGCUGGUAGAACCGGACCUUUCUCUGCUCAUGGUUCCUUCCAGCAGUCUGUGUUUUUCUCCUGUCAGCUCUGGGAUCGAUGAUCUCAGAGUCCAUCUUUGUUUGGCAGCUUCAUGCUUUAUUACUCAUGUUUACCCACAAAAUUACUUGAUAGUUUUUGUCUGAUUUUGUCCUUCAGGCCAAAUAUUUUUUAUUAUUAAUCUUGUUGAACCUCAAAGUGCCUCAUUUGCCUUCUAGAAAGCCUAGAACCUCCAUGUGAAGAUGAGCAGAGGUCCAGUUUUAGCUCUGCUGAUCGGCUGCAGCCUUCAGAUGGUUUAUCGCUGCUCAGGCUGCAGCUUUUCCUGUUUGAGCCUCAGCGUCUGGAAGGUUAAACAUUUUACCCAAAUCUGUCAAAGUUGGUCUUUAAGGAAACCAGCGGUCAGAACCGGAGGCCUUGCUUUGACUUGUUGUAAUUCUUAUUUUUCUAAAUGAAGCAGAAUAAAAGCUAUUUUUCCCAUCGA
Molecule: messenger RNA, 3269 nt
Organism: Cyprinodon tularosa
Lineage: Eukaryota; Metazoa; Chordata; Actinopteri; Cyprinodontiformes; Cyprinodontidae
Product: lamin-A-like
Exons: 13
Coding region: 193-2106 (637 amino acids)
Source: RefSeq, a predicted model, not a curated record